AUGCAGCAAACGAAAGAUGGGGAGGGUGUUGCUCGACCACACUCAAGAUCCUGGGCUGAUCACGGUGCCAGCGAUUGCUUCGACCUAUCGCACCUUGAACCCGAGGAUGGUGGCCUCCAGCAAGGCCCGGCCUUAUCUAGUCUAAGUGACACGGAACGGCAGGAUCAGACUCCUACAUCAAAUGCUACGUCAGGAGAGGAUGGGCUUUUCCUUCAUUCAGACCCUAUUAAUCUGGGGCAACCCCUUCAAACCCGCGAGAAUCCUGUAUGUUCAUUUCUAUUCGACUCGGCACAGCUGAAAUACGACAGCACUACUGGGCAAUUACGAUAUUUUACUCCCCUUGUAGGAUACCAACUCUACGCAGACCAACUUGCGGGCCCUCACAGAAACUCUGCAGGAUCAUGGCAUUUACAGAGGCGACUACAUCAUAUGAUCAAGGACCUAAAUGCGGAGGCUUACGAUCACCUAAUGACCUGUUUCUGGACGCACUACAAUAAUGCCUUGCAGAUUGUUGACCAAGCAACGUUCCAACAGGACAGAGAUGGGGACAAACUUCAUUAUUCAGGAUUUCUACACGUGUGCUGCCUGGCAAUGGGCUUCAGAUAUGCUGAUAGGUCUAGACCAGAUAUCAAAGCACUCGACAGGGGAAACAGGCACAGUACUUUCCACGAAAGUGCGCGAUAUAUGGUGGAGACCGAGUUGGAAAAUCCCCGGGGCUUGACCACAGUGCAAGGGCUUCUCAUUUUGAGCGACUUGGAGUGCGCUGUCGGCAGAGAUCGAUCAGGUUGGAUGUAUGCUGGUGUCGCCUGUCGAUUCGCGUUUGACAUGGGUUUGACGAUAGACCACUCUAAGUCAACCUUGCCUCAGCAGGAGAUUCGAUCUCGACAGCGUCUCUUGCGAGCCUGCGUUUUCUACGACAGAAUUUGGGCCAUAUUUUCUGGACACCCUACUGUAAUCAAAAGAUCUGACCUGUGUAUGGCCGAAUUCAGUCCUGCAUAUUCCACAUUGAUAAGCUCCAUCUCCGAAUCUUCGACACGGUUAGCCGAAAGCCCAACGGAAACAGAAGCCUGGGAAGCUCUCUUGGGUGUGAUGGAAUUGGCCAUCAAAGUGUCCAGUUACGCCGGCAAUGCAGCCCCAACAGCAGGAUCUGACGAUGGCACCACCAAGUUCAUGGAAGCUGCGGCUCUGCACGGCGAGCUCGAAUCAUGGCAGAGGAAGCUCCCGCAUCAACUGAAGUGGAACUCGGAAAACAUGCAGAAUUCACCUGCCAUGUUCUUUUUCAUACAUCAACUUUUUCACAGCACCCUCAUACAACUGCAUCGCUCACUAGUCGAAAAUCAGAAGCCUCAAUUAUACGAAGGCGCAGAGCAGAUCCCGGCAUUUGAGACGACGUCGCCAUUUCAAACACUCUCGAAGGGCAUCUGCCUGGAAAAUGCAACGACCAUCGUCCGAAUCAUGGAUGCAUAUUGCACGCGAUUUGGCAUGCAAUCUGUGAGUGUCUUUAGUCCCCAGCCCGUCAGUGUAGCUUUAACUGCUCUCCUUGCAAACUUGUCCGAGCUGGGAUAUUCUCCGCAAACGGCAACAAUACUCCAGCAUGUUCACACACUAUCCAAGGUCCUUCAAAAAUGGUCCCUAAGCUACCAAACAGCACAGAAUAUGUGCACGGUUCUGGAUCACAUCUUGCCCCAGACCAGGAGGGACGUCUCCAAUAGGACCGAGUUGGGUUAUUGCGAUGGAAGUCUCCAGGGGUUGCCACAGCAGUCGUCUUUGCAGCCCCCACCACAAAGGGGCUUGGAAGAAGUGACGUGCCUGGAGCAAUGGCCGCCUUUUCAGGGCAACAGCAUAAUUGCAACUAAGGAUGCUAUUACGGUUGCUCGCUUUGAUAUCUCUAGACCUACGGCAAAUAGGGACCUUCAUGGUGACAUGUCAAUAUGA
Messenger RNA from Cladophialophora psammophila CBS 110553, 1935 nucleotides. RefSeq lists its product as uncharacterized. Gene Ontology annotation, molecular function: DNA binding; zinc ion binding. The transcript is spliced from 3 exons. Lineage: Eukaryota; Fungi; Ascomycota; Eurotiomycetes; Chaetothyriales; Herpotrichiellaceae. Gene Ontology annotation, biological process: DNA-templated transcription. The record is from RefSeq and is a predicted model, not a curated record. Bases 1 to 1935 code for a protein of 644 amino acids.